AUGGAGAUGGCUAUGGAGGACUCAUGCUCUCAUUCGCUUCUCUUCAUGGCUCGUUACGCUCUGCAAUCUGACGGACGAACGCCGCGGUUUCUAAAGAAUCCUAUACAGAGGUUUCGGGAAAUUCUCGUGGAGUUGAGCUUCUUAGCUCGUGUUAUUGAAAGAAGUAGAGGGACAUUUGAAGUUGAACUUGAUUUUUGGUGGGAAGCUUUAAUGGCGGGAAGGUGGGAGCUCGGGUUUCCAAAGACUAGUGCUAGUAGUCUUAGAGAGCAGGCAACAAGAACAAUUCUUCGCAAUGUGAGGUCGCAAGGGCACACAUAUGUUGAGCUCCGAGAAGAUGGGAAAAAGUUCAUUUUCUUCUGUACUUUGUGUCUGGCUCCAUGUUAUAGUGAUAAGGUGCUGUUUGAUCACUUGAAGGGUAAUCUUCACAAGGACAGGUUAGCUGCUGCUAAGGUUACUCUGUUGCGACCAAACCCAUGGCCUUUUAACGAUGGUGUGGCUUUCUUUCAUAAUCCAGAUGAGACUGAUAAACAUUUGGUGAUUACAGAUGGCAAUAAAUUUAGGAUGUUGGAGUCUCCUGACGAUGAAAACAAUCUUGCUAUUGUCAAGUAUGGGGAAAAUCUGAUAUCCAAUGGCAAUGAGCAUGUUGGUACUGAUGGUCUUGAAUGUAAUGGCUCUUUAGAUUUUCCGAGGGUUCGUUCAAAUUUCAAAUUUAGUUGCUCUAAUGAGAAUUCAACUGCUAAUGAAGUGAAUUCCUCUGUAGUGAUCCCUAGUGUUCUGGUUAGGGAUGAUGUUACUGACAUAGAAGCAAAGAAGGUAGGCUUGGGACAAAUGCUGCAAGGUUCCUUGAGAAGGAUAAGGUGUCAAAAGGUUCCUGAGCACGACUUCGCUGUUGUUACCUUCUGUUACAAUAUUGAUUUAGGUAGAAAGGGGUUGCUUGAUGAUGUAAAGAUGCUUCUCUCUUCCAGUCCUUCAGUAGAAACAGAAAAUGGUGAAGGCAGCAGCAGUAAGAGAAAGAAGUCCUUUUCUGAUCCCGAGGAUAUCAAGGAUGAUUCCUGGGAAAGAUGUAUCAGCCCUCAUAAAUUGAAGACUGGAAGGCUUGCUUGCAGUAGUCGAAAUGUGAAUGGGGCUUUUCAUGUGUUUCAUACUUCCUGCCUUAUACACUGGAUACUUCUGUGUGAGGUUGAGAUUGCAAAUCAGUCCACUAAUUCAAAAGUGAGAAGAAGAUCUAGGAGAAAAAAUGCAGCCAAGUGCAAUGGACAAGAUGGUCAGAUGAAAGCUUUGAGCACGCAAAUCCAUUCUGUAUUCUGCCCAGAGUGUCAGGGUACUGGUGCAAUCAUUGAUGGAGAUGACCUGGAGAAACCAAAUCUCCCUCUGUCUCAGAUGUUCAAGUAUAAGAUAAAGGUGAGUGAUGCACGUAGAGCAUGGAUGAAGAGUCCUGAAAUGUUGGAGAAUUGCUUGACAGGUUUUCAUUUCCCUCCCAAUACGAAAAAGGAAUCCAAUAAAGGUGAGUGA
Messenger RNA from Prunus armeniaca (apricot), 1512 nucleotides. The record is from the annotation of a GenBank genome assembly. NCBI's taxonomy places the organism in Eukaryota, Viridiplantae, Streptophyta, Magnoliopsida, Rosales, Rosaceae.